Messenger RNA from Pollicipes pollicipes, 2637 nucleotides. It is a transcript of the gene spin, whose product is annotated as lysolipid transporter protein spinster. Bases 391 to 2052 code for a protein of 553 amino acids. Gene Ontology annotation, molecular function: transmembrane transporter activity. The transcript has 9 exons. Gene Ontology annotation, cellular component: membrane. The record is from RefSeq and is a predicted model, not a curated record. NCBI's taxonomy places the organism in Eukaryota, Metazoa, Arthropoda, Thecostraca, Pollicipedomorpha, Pollicipedidae. Gene Ontology annotation, biological process: transmembrane transport.
CUCGGGGAGCGGUAUCGCCGCCGCCGGUGGUGUCAGUCGCCGGGCCGAAAUCUGCCCUGUCGCGAGUUUGCUGCUCAGUGCCAUCAUUCUUUGACAAGGAAGUGGACUGCUGUUGUGCACCAGCCAGCCACCAAACAUAUCAGAUUAGCAAUCCUCCCGUAGUUGAUCGGGAUUUCGGAUUGGGGAAAAUUCGUUGCCGAAAAACACUUGUGAUUUGUUUGGACGUGCCGUGGGACGUCAUCGCUGUUUGUGUGCCCAGACGUCCAGGUAGCUGUUCUACUGAGCUGUCAAGUGUAUAGCACCAAAAAUCCCAACAGUGCGUUGAAAACAAACCGGUGGCAUUCACAAAGCAUCUAGCAGCUACUCACGUCUGUUCAGCAGUCUCACACAAUGGCGGAAGGCAUCAAACCAAAUAUAUCCCAGCAAACGCUGGUCAAGAAUGGUGAUGUGCCAGAUGUCAAAUUCGCUUCAACUCCAUCGGGUGAAGUGACUCCUACAAGAGCAUCAUCAACAUUUGGCAGAAAGAUUACGAUUCGUCAAGGAAUAUCUGUUGCUAUCCUUUGCUUUGUUAACCUUAUAAAUUAUAUGGACAGAUUUACUAUAGCUGGCAUUCUGACAGACAUCCAGACGCACUUUGAUGUGAACGACUCCAUGGCUGGCCUCCUCCAGACUGUCUUCAUCAUAUCCUACAUGAUCUUCGCCCCACUCUUUGGCUUCCUGGGCGAUCGAUACAGCCGCAAGUGGAUCAUGGCCCUGGGUGUGUUCAUCUGGUCACUGACAACUCUGCUGGGCUCAUUCAUGGAGACCUUCACCGGGUUCAUCUUGACACGCGCCGCCGUCGGCAUCGGCGAGGCCAGCUACUCGACCAUCGCGCCCACCCUCAUCUCCGACAUGUUCGCUAAGGACAUGCGCUCCAUCAUGCUGGCCGUCUUCUACUUCGCCAUCCCCAUCGGCAGCGGUCUAGGCUACAUCGUGGGCUCGAAGGCGGCGGAGGCAGCAGGCGCCUGGCAGUGGGGCCUGCGCGUGACGCCAAUCCUGGGCGCCGUGGCCGUGCUGCUGCUGAUCGCGGUGCUGAUCGACCCGCCGCGCGGCGAGAGUGAGGGCACCUCCAAUCUGCGCCCCACCACCUGGUCGGAGGACCUGCGCGCUAUCAUACGCAAUCCGAGCUUCUUGCUGGGCACGUUGGGCUUCACGUGCGUGGCGUUCGUGGCGGGCGCGCUCUCCUGGUGGGGGCCUAAGUACGUGACGGACGGCCUCAAGCUUCAGGUCGGCGACGAGAACGCCGACAUCAACGAUGUGUCCUUCAUCUUCGGCGUGGUGACGAUGCUGGCCGGCCUGGUGGGCGUGUCGCUCGGCUCGUUUGCCGCCACCUGGCUGCGGCCCCGCUUCCCGCGCGCCGACCCCAUCGUCUGCGCCGCCGGCCUGCUGCUCUCCAUGCCGUUCAUGUUCAGCGGCGCCAUCGUCUGCCAGUACAGCACCAACUGGGCCUAUGUGCUGCUCUUCUUCGGCCAGGUGUUCCUCAACCUCAACUGGUCCAUCGUUGCCGACAUGCUGCUGUACGUGGUGGUGCCCACCCGACGCUCGACGGCCGAAGCGUUCCAGAUCCUGGCGUCGCACCUGUUCGGAGAUGCUGGCAGUCCGUACCUGAUCGGCAUCGUGUCGGACGCCCUGCAGCGCUUCCUGGCGCCCAGCGAGCCUCAGGCGACCGCGACCGUGCUGAACGCCACGGUCGGACAGCCACUGAACUUCACCACGGCAGCCAGCGUGGACAGCGUCUCGCUGGCCAUGGCCGCGCCCGUCUCUGACCCGGACACUGACACUUACGUCAGCUUCAAGAGCAUGCAAUACGCGCUGUUCAUCACCAUGUUCGUCGAGGUGCUGGGCGGCUUGUUCUUCCUGAUCAACGCGGCUUACAUCGUGCGCGACCGAGAACGCGCCCGUCGCCUUACGGCAGGCGGCGAGUGCCUGCAGGCGGUCGCCGAUAUUCCCGCAAACAACGUGUUCGCCGACGAUCCCAUGUUCCGGGAACAGAGCCGCGAACUGCUGUCUUAGUGGACCCUGAUGUCAACUGUCGGGCGCGACCGGAAGCUUCAGUGUUGUGUGGCGCCGCUGUCUAGUCCUCCCGGUGGGUUCGCCACUGUUGUCUGCGCGCGCACGUGGGCUGGGAGUGCGGCGCUGCUCGCGCCCGUGUUUGCUUCCGUGGCGUCGGUGUCGUGCGUAGCUCUGUAUGGGUGGUUUGGAUGUCCACGCCGCUCUAGCUAAGACCCGGCCGAUGCCGACUGACAACGCGUACCGGCCAAUGUAACGGGUCCUGCUUCAUAAGGGUAGCUGUUCGCGAUGCGCGGCUCGAGCUUGACGUUUCCAACGUGUUCUUCCACUUGCUCAAGACGGCCUGGAGCCUCUUGCGGCGAUACCGCCGUAGUUCGUAGUCGGGAGAAGCAGGUCCGCUACCGGCGGACGGCUGCACCCGAUCUCCGUGGGUCGCCCUUCUGUUGUAGACAUGCUGGGCGUGCCGUUGACAUCGCUGGACCAGUGGAACAUCUUCCACCUCGAGUGGUUGGAGGCGCCGCAGCAGGAGCAGCGGGCGGACGGCGCCCCGCCGCCAGCAAUGCCCUCGCGAUGCGCCCCGCCUUUGGA